AUGCCUAAACUCUUGGAGCAUAUUAGGGACGCAUUCUGCUGUUGUCGGGUUCUCUCCUUCAACUCAACCCAGCGCGACGACCGCGCCCCCGCGGUCGUGGACUAUGCCGCUGCAUCGCCUGCUGCUCUCCCCCUUGUUCUCGAUCUGGUCGUCCUCAACCGUCUCAAUGCCUCUGGUCAUGCGCCAAUUGCACUCCUUCUCGCUGUCCCGGGUCGCCACCUCAACACUGCGAAUACCUCCGACCGCCCGCGCAAAUCUGUGAAGCGUGAUCCCCCACCGCCGCUCCCGCGCAAAACACUCCUGAACCAGAAGCUCGCGGACCUGGUCGACGCUGCGCGAGACGCCUCGCCAGAGUCUCUGCUGCUCGAGAUGUAUGGUACAACCUCCGGACCCUUCAAGGAGUCUACCGCGUACACGGACGGCUCCUGCCACAACAAUGGCACGCGCGAUGCCCGCGCAAGUGCCGGUGUAUACUACGGUGCGGGCAGCGUGCACAACAUCUCCGAGCGCGUCCCCGGUGCCCAAACGAACAACCGCGCCGAAGCCUACGCUAUCCUAUUGGCUCUAUCGCGCUGCAAGCUCAACCGCGCGCUCAUCAUACGGCAGGCAGUAAAACCCCAUGCACACACAUAUCCUUGA
Peniophora sp. CBMAI 1063 is the source of this 639-nucleotide messenger RNA. The record is from the annotation of a GenBank genome assembly. Lineage: Eukaryota; Fungi; Basidiomycota; Agaricomycetes; Russulales; Peniophoraceae.